AUGCAGAAAAAAACCCGUCUAGGGAGCUCCUACUUAGUUCACAUUUACGAUCCCUUUCUGUACCUUGUUAUUGAUUAUGUCCUAGAGGUGAGGGAAACGAGGGAUCUUACGGGUGAAUCUGUUUCAAGACCGAACCAGCAAGGGACUAGAACUGAACACCCACACCCAGCUCGCUCAAAAAGAAGGCGCACUUCUUCCAUCAAGGCUGCCUCCAAAGUAGUUUUAAAGACUUCAACAUAUCCCAACAAGAGGAAUGUUGCGUAUGGUACAAUUCGGAGUAAUGAUCCAAGAACUAAGGUUGGUGGUAUUGAGUUAGGUGUUGAAUUUGCCCUUGUGCGCAUAGAUCAACCUAUAGUUGAUAAUGAGGAGUUGGUAAGGGAAGUUUCUGAUUGCAAGACAUUUAGUGAGGCUUUCACUUCAUGA
Molecule: messenger RNA, 423 nt
Organism: Triticum turgidum subsp. durum (durum wheat)
Lineage: Eukaryota; Viridiplantae; Streptophyta; Magnoliopsida; Poales; Poaceae
Source: the annotation of a GenBank genome assembly